Tachyglossus aculeatus (Australian echidna) is the source of this 2144-nucleotide messenger RNA. It is a transcript of the gene TTC1, whose product is annotated as tetratricopeptide repeat domain 1. The coding region runs from base 54 to 941 and encodes 295 amino acids. Gene Ontology annotation, molecular function: protein binding. The record is from RefSeq and is a predicted model, not a curated record. Lineage: Eukaryota; Metazoa; Chordata; Mammalia; Monotremata; Tachyglossidae. The transcript is spliced from 7 exons.
UUUUCUUGCACCCAAAGAUCCGGUACUUCCCCCCCCCAAAAAAAAAAUCCAACAUGGGGGAGAAACCAGAAGAAUCCAAGCUUCCAGAGGAGCUGUUCAAUGGUUUAAACAUCACUGAUGCCCAAGAAGCAGGUGCUUCCUGUUCUUUGAUGUCGAAUUCGGAAGACGGGCAUCUUCAGAAAAAGCUGCUGAAGGAUGAUCAGCCUCCUCCCAAAGAGGACCAGGCAGAGGAGGAGCACUUUCAUGACUGUAGUGAUUCAUUUGAGGAAAGGAAGCUGCCCGAAGAGGAUGAAUCAGAGGACAAAUUAGAUGACAAGGUGACACCCCCAGAACCAGAUGAAGAAUCCUUGCUGGAUCUGGAGAAAAACAUGCCGGAGGAUGAGAAACAGAAAAGAAAAAAAGAGAGCGCCAGACUAAAGGAAGAGGGAAAUGAACAGUUUAAGAAAGGAGAAUAUACAGAAGCUGAAAGUUCCUACAGCAGAGCUCUCCAGACUUGCCCGGCUUGCUACCGCCCAGACAGGUCUAUACUCUUUUCAAAUAGAGCUGCAGCGAGGAUGAAGCAGGACAAAAAAGAUGCUGCCUUGAUUGACUGCAGUAAAGCCAUUGAAUUAAAUCCCAACUACAUCAGAGCAAUACUGAGGAGAGCGGAGCUGUAUGAGAAAACUGAGAAGCUAGAUGAGGCCUUGGAAGACUACAAAUCCAUCUUAGAAAAAGAUCCUUCGGUGCAUCCAGCAAGAGAGGCUUGCAUGAGAUUGCCCAGACAAAUUGAAGAACGGAAUGAACGAUUAAAGGAGGAGAUGUUAGGUAAACUAAAAGAUCUUGGGAACUUGGUUCUCCGACCCUUUGGACUGUCCACUGAGAAUUUCCAGGUCAAACAGGAUUCUUCCACCGGCUCCUACUCCAUCAAUUUUGUUCAAAAUCCAAACAAUAACAACAGAUAACAUGAGUGAUUAAAGCCUAGUCUGGAAAUGGUGUGCCUGCUGCUACCAAGGAAGAGGCUCUGUCGAUGUUUAAUUUGUGAAAAAGGCAUCUUAUCUAAAGGAAAAAUUCUUCAGGGAGUCCAGUGCUUCUGUUAUCAGGGUGAUAGAAUUACUUUUGUGAUCAGCCCCAUUUUGAUUUCCCUCUUAUAUUGGUAACUGGGGAUACCUUGUGGGGGAGAGGGGUUGGUUGGAGAGGCUCUUCUAAUCCUUUGUUGUCUUUCGUGAGGAAGUCCGCGGGGCAGGGCUGGUCAUUCUCAGCAGCACAAGCCCCAAACCUCCCACGGCAAGUCCACUGGUAUUCAAAGCCCCGUGAAAUCUCGUCUGAAUUUAGCGAAGCCACUGUGGAAAGGGCUGUGUCUCCAUGCAACCCAGAAUGAGAUUGGCUUUCGCAUCCUGGCUCCUUCCUCCCUCCCCACUCCACUCCCUUCCCACAACCAUACACUGCCAAACUAGUAGUUGUAAUAAAGGCUUUCUGUGACUUGCGUGGGCUAGGUUGGACGUUUUUUGUUCUGUGUGUCCACUGAAGUUGAGGCAGGCUCUCCACCAAUCUUGUGAGUGGCAUUGUUUUUCGUCGGGUCUCUCCUAAGUGAACUCAUCACCCAUCUGCUAAGAAUUAUAAUCUUCCUAUAUAGGUGUUCAGAAAAAGGCAAUUUCUCAUUGUCCCUGUGCCUGAGUUCUGAAUUCAAGAAGCAAAUGUUGAAAAUAGAAGCUACAAAAUACGCUGCCUUGGUUAUAUAUUUGUGUUGCCUUUGUGUUUCACCAAAUACUCUCUAAGUAUUGCUGUGGUAGCUCUGGAGGACUCAAAAAAAAUAAUUAAGUAGCUUUAUGUUAACAGAUAAUGAGAUGUGACCGAGCACAAUUCUCAAUGCCUUUAGACUGCACUAAGCCUAUAAGGGGAGGCUUAAACAGCUCCUUUAGAGUUGAGUGUUUGUGUAAUGUGUAUGUUGAAGUGGUAAAGCAUGUCGCUGACAUCUGCAACGUCUAACUUGUUUUGGUUUUUAUCUGGAGUUUAAUGUUGCAGAACUAAUUGUCUUAUUAACUCCAUCGUAGAAAUUAAUUUUAUGUAUGGUGGAUGAUAAACUUGUGUUAAACUAUGCAGAAUAUGUGUGUACAAAUAAUAAGACUGAAUAUGCAAUAAGAGUACUUGUAGGAUGGUGUUCAUCA